Messenger RNA from Bactrocera tryoni, 2151 nucleotides. RefSeq names its product glutamic acid-rich protein. Lineage: Eukaryota; Metazoa; Arthropoda; Insecta; Diptera; Tephritidae. The coding region runs from base 60 to 1955 and encodes 631 amino acids. The record is from RefSeq and is a predicted model, not a curated record. The transcript has 6 exons.
UAUUGAGUAUUUACAAAAGUAAUCUCAUUUUUUAAAUUAGUGAAAAAGUUAAUUCAAAAAUGCAUAAAGCUAAGAAGAAAACUAAGACUGGUAAAAUUCCUAAGCCGAUUAAGGUAAAGAAGGAAAAAACUGAAGAAGAUCGCACCCUUCAUCCCAUGUCGCACUACAUUGACGACCGGCUGGAAUUAGUAAAACAAAUUUUUGGAUCACUUAAACCAAAAACAAUUACAAAUCUAGCUCCAGAUUUCUUGAAGAAACAAAGUAUGGAUGAAAUUGAGGAGCUCUGCCUGAAUGAAUUGUUAGGUAUAUCUACCAAACGAUUGCUAUCCAUAAUUAAUGCCACAAAGUGCCCGUCGGAUACAGAAUCAUCCGGCGAUUCUGAUGUGGAACACCAAGAAGAACAUAUCUCACUUGAAGAAAUCUCAUCAGAUAGUGAAAUCGAAGGUACAUCUUCUAAUGCCGGAAAGAAAAAAUCCAACGCAUCAGACGCUAAAAACAACACCAAAAAAUCCACAAAAAAUCCUGCCGAAAAAGAUGAAAAUAAUGGACAAAUAAGCGUGUUGGAGCUUCUGGAAUUGCAAGCCCGUGCGAGGGCCAUACGCUCGCAACUAGCCCUCGAGCCAGUAACAAAAAUCGAAGUAGACUCAGAUCCCGAAAAGGGUGAUGGAAAAAAGGGCGCUCUUAAAUCCACAAACGGAACUACCCCCAAGGAGCAUAAACGUAAACGCAGACGUAAAUCUAGCGAGAAAAGUAAAGAUGCUGAAAAAUCGCAAACUUCCUCUUCGAAGGCGAGCAAAGAAACUACCAGGGCUGAUAUUAAAACGGCUAGCAAAUCAAAUGUGAAAAUAAUGAGCAAAGAAGAUGAAGCUCAAACAACAAAACCAACUAAAAUGAAGAGAAAUUAUCGCAUCAGCAACCAGGAGCCCGAAUCCGGGGUUAGCGAAUCUGAAAAUAAAUCUAAAAAUAAAGAAUCCUUGACUGCUACAAAAGAUGUGAAGGCAGAGACAAGGUCGCGUUCGCCAACACCAGAUGUUAUACCAAUAAUUCCAGAGCCAGAAACAUUAUUCAUCAGUGACAGUUCGGACGGCGAACACAAUGAGAAAGAUAAAAAGAAAGCAACACAAGUUGAGUGUGCUAAAAGCGGCAGUGCUAACGGCACAGAAGAUAAGGUUGCUAAUACAACUUCACGGGAACGAAAACUAACGGAACCAGAAGAAGGUGAACUGAUCGAAAGUCAAACGGAAAAUGAUCAACAAGACGAUCAUAUGGAAGUCAAUGAACCCAAUGUGGGUCCAUCGGCCACUGAAAAUACGGAGUCUGCAACGAAUCCACAAACAAUUAACGAAGUAACGGCCGAAACAAAUAAAUCACAAAACCCUUCUGUUGUGGAAGUGGCUGAAAAAAUAGAUGUUUCUGCAGAUACUGCAACCGAAGCAAACAUUUCGACCACAAAUACUGCACUGCCGAAAAAGGAGGAGGAAAACUUAGCACCCAGUCUGGAAGAUGAGGACGAUGGCAAUGAUGAUGUCAUCUCGCUCGAAGGUGGUGAUCUUGAAGAGGAAAUGAUUGAGCAUCUGGAAGAAGACACAAACACAAAAUCAUCCUUUGCAACUUCACCAAACAAAGCCAGCACAGCCAAUGAAGAGCAGGAUGCAGACGUAAUAUCACUGGAUUCGAGCGAAGAGGAUGAACGUGAUAAAACUAGUUCCGAAUCGUGGCAUUCGCGCUAUUUGAAGAGCUCUAAAGUAAGCAAAGUGCUGGCGACAUCGCGUCUUGGCAAACGUGUGCGUGACAAUAUCAAGAAGUCCAAACGCUCCAAAAAGGAUACGGAGCGUGUAAAAGUUGCCGAAGAGAAAGAAAAGCCGAGUCCAAGUUACGCCUCCAAGCACGAGGAUGGAUCUAUCGAGCAGUACAAAGAGUUGCUGGCUAUGCGGCAACGCAAAAAGUCAAACUGAAAGUAUUUAUGUAUCACAUACAUACAAAUAUAUGUAUGUAAAGGUAUACAAAGCAGAUUUAAGAAAUUACAAUACUUUGGUAUCAAAUCGUAUUUCCUCCUUGCUUAGACAAAGCAAAUAAUAUAAAUCCAUACAAGUUUAUGCAUAAUCAUACGCAAUCGAUAUAUUUAAUAAAAACCUGAAAUGAAAUGUAAAA